UCACCACUGAAUUCAUAGCAAAUUAUUAACCUUUUCACUUUAAAUAAAUGAUAUUUUUUUUUACAGUGAUCUUUAGCUAGAGAUUCGCAAGGUUUUUGUUUUUAGAUCGUGAUGAAGAGGUCUAGAGAUGAUGAUGUUGCUUCAGGACCCUCGGGGAGACCUCGGACUAUGGGUGGAGGGAGUGCGAAUAGGUUGACGACUAGUGACGCUCUUACAUAUCUUAAGGAUGUUAGAGAUAUGUUUCAUGAUAGAAAGGAGAUAUAUGGAGAGUUUCUUGAAGUAAUGAAAGACUUUAAGGCGCAAAGGCUUGAUACGACAGGUGUUGUAUCACGGGUGAAGGAAUUGUUUAAAGGGCACCCGAAACUAAUAUUGGGGUUUAAUACUUUUCUUCCAAAGGGAUAUCAAAUUACCCUUUCACCGAAGGAUGAGCAUUAUGGUAAGAAACCGGUGGAGUUUGAUGAAGCUAUUCAGUUUGUAAACAAAAUUAAGAAGAGAUUUCAAGAUGAUGAUCGUGUGUAUAAAUCUUUUCUUGAUAUAUUGAAUAUGUACAGAACGCAAGCCAAAUCUAUAAGCCAGGUCCAUCAGGAGGUUGCUGCUCUUCUUCAUGACCAGCCAGACUUGCUUAGGGAAUUCAUUAAUUUCUUACCUCACUCUUCAGCACCAGCAUCCAAUCCGUAUGUUCAUUCUAGUCGGAAACAUAACCUUUGCCAUGAAGAUAAGAACUCGCCCAUUGGGACGACAAGACCUCUGCAUUCCGUAAAGAAAAGUAAUGCUGAACGUGACAUGAGUGUUGACAUGGUGCAUCCAAAUCAUAAAGAAGGAUCUGUUAGACCUGAAAAGGAACAUAGGAGGCAAAGUGAGAGAGAAAAAGUGAAAAUGGAAGAUAGAGAACACCAUUCACAAGAUAGAGACAACCGUUCUACCCACAAAUGUAAAUCAGACAACCGUUCUACUCACAAAUGUAAAUCUGCUGAUACACUUGAGGCGUCUGUUACCGAACUAUUUCAUCAAGAUAUGCGCGAUCAAGUGGUUUGUCUGCGUGAGAAGGUGAAGGAAGUAUUACAUAACACAGAUGAUUACCAGGCGUUUUUGAAGUGCAUUAUGCAUUACUGCACAGAAAAUAUUACCCGGCCACAACUGAAGUCACUGGUGAACAAUUUACUUGGAUCUUAUCCAGAUCUUAUGGAUGAAGUCAAUGGGUUCGUUGAUCGUAGUGACAGGAACGGUUCUUUGUGGAGUGGCAGUUUACUGGGCGCUAUGAAGUCAGAGGAUCAAGAUCAAGAUAAUGACAGCGAUGAAAUCGACAGAUGUCAUGAAACCAAAGACCGAGAUCGGUCCACCAAUGGCAGUAAAAGUUUAUCUAGAUCUAAGCCAUCCUUGCUUCCAAGCAAGAAUGAAUAUCAAGUGAAGCCAAUUCAUGAACUUGACCUCUCUGACUGCAAAAGCUGCACUCCAAGCUAUAGGCUUCUACCAAAAAAUUAUCCAAUUCCUUCAGUAAGUCAAAGAACAAAACUUUGUGCUAAUGUGCUGAACGAUCAUUGGGUUUCUGUUACUUCUGGUAGCGAGGAUUACUCUUUUAAACACAUGCGUAAAAACCAGUACGAAGAGAGCUUAUUUCGCUGCGAAGAUGACAGGUUUGAACUGGACAUGCUAUUAGAAUCCGUGAAUGCUACUGCGAGACGUGUAGAAGAACUUUUAGACGAGAUUAAUGAUAACUCAAUCAAGACAGAUAGAGUUGUUCGUGUUGAAGAACAUUUUACUGCUUUACAAUUGAGGUGCAUUGAACGUCUAUACGGAGAUAAUGGGCUUGAUGUGAUGGAUGUAUUAAAAAAGAAUGCAUCUCUUGCUCUGCCAGUAUUAUUAACUCGUUUGAAGCAGAAACAAGAAGAAUGGGCAAGGUGUCGUCUUGAUUUUAGUAAGGUUUGGGCUGAUAUCUAUGCCAAAAACUAUCACAAGUCACUUGAUCAUCGCAGCUUUUAUUUCAAACAACAAGAUUCGAAGAGCUUGAGUGCUAAAGCAUUAUUGGCGGAAAUUAAUGAAAUCAGUGAAGAGAAAUUUAAAGAGGAAAAAAUUUAUCAUCAUUUUGCAUCUGGGAAAAGACAAAAUAGUACACCUCAUCAAGAAUUUCAUUAUUGUGAGUUGGAUAUUCAUGAAGACAUAUAUCAGCUUAUGAAGUAUUAUAUUCCACAAAAUUGCACCCCUGAACAAUUUGAUAAAGUCAUGAAGAUCUGGACUACUUUUGUGGAACCUAUGUUCCUUGUUCCACCUCGCCCUGAACUCAUAGAUGCCGGUCAUGGUGUCACCAAAUCUGCCAAGAGAAGUGGCAACUCUGGUGUUAGACAAAGUGAGGUAAUAGAUGCCCAUAAAGAUUUAACAGAGCAGUCAGGUUCUUCACGAGAUUGUUUGGUAAACGAUAAUAAUGGUGUUAAAGUAAAUGGUUCUCACAUCAAAAAAGUAGAAAGAGAGGAAGGUAAAUUAUCUCCAAAUGAAGAUUAUGAGGAAGAUAAUUUUUUUACAUUUAAAGACAGUGAUACUAAACGAAAGUACCAAAACAGAUGUUCUGAAGGGGCUUCAGAAAAUGAAGCAGAUGAGGAAGGCGAUGAAAGUGCACAUAGGUUAUCGUGCAAUAGUGAGAAUGGCGAAGUUUCGGGUAGCGAAAGUGCUGAUCUAGAGGAUUGCUCCCCUGAAGAAAAUGAUGGGGUACAUGAUAACAAGGCCGAAAAGGAAGGUGAAGCGGCAAAACGUUUUUUAGAAACAGUGAAGCCGCUUACAAAGUAUCCCCCUGCAACAUCACAUAAUGUCAAGAAUGACCUGCGGGUCUUUUAUGGAAGUGAUGCCUUUUACGUUUUCUUUAGACUCCAUCAUACACUAUAUUCAAGAUUGAAGGAAGCAAAGGAAAAGUCUGCCAAUGAUAAUUGGAGAGGUUCAAAUGACAAAACAUCUAAUGAUUCAUAUGCUAGAUUCUUGGAUCUACUGUAUACAUUUCUUGGUGGUGCUGUAGAUAGUGCAAAAUAUGAAGAUGAAUGUCGAACGGUUCUUGGCACCUGGUCAUUUCCUGUCUUCACAUUAGACAAGCUUAUCUACAUGCUUUCUAAACAGCUGCUAGCAAUCGCUAUGGAUGAGGUUGAUAACAAGCUCCUGCAUCUCUAUGCAUAUGAACAUAUGAGAAAACCUGGAGGAUUUAUGUAUGAACUCUACAAUGCAAAUUCAAGAGUGAUUGUUAACGAUGAUAACCUAUACAGAUUUGAGCAUUCAAUGAUACCAGAAGCUGACAGUCGAACCCGGUUGAGUAUCUGGCAAAUGGACUCUGAAUGUGAGAUGUCAGAACCACCCGCCUUUUUGAUAGACCCAACUUUUGUAGCCUAUCCAAGCAUUGAGCCCCUUCCAGUUAUUCCUGGAAAACAGAAGGCCGAGAUAUUCUUGAAGAGGAAUAGAAGAAAAUAUGCUUGUGAAGAUGAAGACUUGGCAAUGAUGCAAGCCAUGGAGGGACUACAAAUUUUAAACGGGAUGGAAUGCAAGAUAAAUUGCAUUACACAUAAGAUAUCCUAUGUAUUAGAUACAGAAGACUCUAUGGUGCGUAGAGGCCGAAAAACGAUCAUGCGUCCCAGUAUACCAUCACAGAAGUUCCAUAAGCUGCUGCAGUCUAGGAUUGAAUACAUAACUACAUGACAACAAAAAUGAUGAUAUAAUUGAUUUAACCAAUCAAUUUCAAAACUGCAAAUUUGGUUUGCUGCAAGAUUGAAUGGCAAACAAGGUGGCAUGGUAGUUGCCAGUUCUGCACCAGGUUAUAUAGUGUUAGCAUUGAUAUUGAAACUUAAUAAGAGACCAUUUAAACAACUUUCAUAUAAAUGUCUCAUUGUAUACAUUUAGUUUUCUUGAGUCCUUCGUUGAUAGUGUUUAUGGAGCUUGUUAUUAAUAGAAAACAAUUAUGGUAGUUUGUGGUUAUCGCAUACCGAUGUAUAUUGUAGAGUUUAUGUUGGUCGAUAUUUUUCAAUUUGUAUUUACUCAAAUUACAUAUAGACGUUUGAAAUAGUCAACAACCGUCUUCUGUA
This is a messenger RNA of Erigeron canadensis, 4052 nucleotides long. Its product is annotated as paired amphipathic helix protein Sin3-like 5. The coding region runs from base 112 to 3669 and encodes 1185 amino acids. Gene Ontology annotation, biological process: negative regulation of transcription by RNA polymerase II. Gene Ontology annotation, molecular function: transcription corepressor activity. Lineage: Eukaryota; Viridiplantae; Streptophyta; Magnoliopsida; Asterales; Asteraceae. The transcript is spliced from 22 exons. Gene Ontology annotation, cellular component: chromatin; histone deacetylase complex. The record is from RefSeq and is a predicted model, not a curated record.